ACCUCCAUAUGCACACAUAAACACACAAAAAAAGUUCUACACAUGCAUACAAUAUUCAUGAAUAGUAGAUAAGGGUGUGUAAUGGAAAAUAAACAGAAACCUAACUCGCCCCAAAAUCAAACACCAUUUUGUAUAGCAUGGCAGGUGAGCUGCCCACCCUAUACUUCUUAUCAGGGCAGCAGGUUGCCUUAGCACUGAGGAGAAGGCUAUGACAUCAUAAUAAGUAUAAACGGUAAGGAUUUCUUUUGUCCUCCCAUUUGCGCUGCUGACCGUGAGCUCCCACAUUCGCCAAGAUCUACAACCUGCCACGGACCAAGAGUAAGUUUUCUAAUAUAGCAAAAAUAUUUUAGAGGAUAUUUUGAAGGUUUUAGGUACACCAGAAGGGAUUUUAACAUUUAUCAGAUACUUAGGCACUGGUUUAAGUGUUAUGCAUAUGGUAUAUCUCUUAAAUACAACUAUCAUGUCUAAAUAUUGAAGCCUAGUAGGUACCAUACCAUUUUAGACAUUAGAAUGUUUAUAUGUUAUGUGUGUUUGUGGCAGUGAUGACAUAUCAAACUGAAGUGAUCAACACACAGCCUCAGGUGACAGUCACCAGUUAUACUGUCUCCACGGGUUCCUCUGACUGGAGCUCCAAUCUCUGUGACUGCUGUGAUGACUGUGGCAUCUGCCUCUGUGGCACGUUUAUCCCCUGCAUCCUGGGUUGUAAGGUGGCACAGGAUCAUGGUGAGAGCUGCUGCCUACCCUUUCUGCCUGGAUCAAUGAUUGCUUUAAGAACCAGCAUUCGUGACAAAUUCCAGAUCAAUGGGUCUAUCUGUGAUGACUGGUUGGUUAUGACCUGCUGCACGUUAUGUGGUCUCUGCCAGAUGGCUCGGGAACAGAAAAUGAGGGGCUGAGGAAUCCAAAAGGGCCUGGUGGCUUCUUGAUUACAAAAUUUCCUCUUCUGCAUAUUAAUUUAUGGAUAAAUAAUAACUAGUAAUAGAAGUGCUUUAUUGUAGACUGCCUUGUACAAUAUUAUUUUUAGGCAAUGCAAUAAUAAUAAUCAUAUUAUUAUUAUUAUUAUUAUUAUUAUUAUAGAUAAAUGGUGACUAGCCAUUUCAAUAAAAUAUUUGUUUUUGA
Ictalurus furcatus (blue catfish) is the source of this 1116-nucleotide messenger RNA. It is a transcript of the gene cnfn, whose product is annotated as cornifelin. The transcript is spliced from 3 exons. Bases 519 to 893 code for a protein of 124 amino acids. The record is from RefSeq and is a predicted model, not a curated record. Lineage: Eukaryota; Metazoa; Chordata; Actinopteri; Siluriformes; Ictaluridae. Gene Ontology annotation, cellular component: cornified envelope.